UAGCACUCUUUUCCCCUAUAAAUAACUCUAAAUAAUCUGAAAUGAGCAUAAUUAGGAAGCAUGGCUAGUAGCAAAGUCGGCAUCCUUACUCUCCUUUUAAUCUGUGGGCUGUUUUUCUUGGGAAGCAAUGUGCAAUAUGCUGAAGCCCAAAAGAAAGUUUGCCCAAAAAAUUGCCUCAAAUUUGGGUAUAUGACUUGCCCAAAAUCUGGUUCAAGGAGGCUCCAUCCAGGCUGCACAAACUGUUGCAAAAUCAAAAAGGGUUGCAAACUUUAUCGACCUAAUGGAAGCCUUAUUUGUACUGGAAAACCAAGAUCCUUCAUGUCAAACUCUGAUUUUAAUUUGUGUUUGAUAUACUCAAUUUCAAAUUUAUUGGCACUAGUAAGAAACAAGGCAUCAACAUAA
Messenger RNA from Olea europaea var. sylvestris, 402 nucleotides. Its product is annotated as proteinase inhibitor type-2 CEVI57-like. The transcript is spliced from 3 exons. The record is from RefSeq and is a predicted model, not a curated record. The coding region runs from base 61 to 402 and encodes 113 amino acids. NCBI's taxonomy places the organism in Eukaryota, Viridiplantae, Streptophyta, Magnoliopsida, Lamiales, Oleaceae. Gene Ontology annotation, molecular function: serine-type endopeptidase inhibitor activity.